This is a messenger RNA of Porites evermanni, 10154 nucleotides long. NCBI's taxonomy places the organism in Eukaryota, Metazoa, Cnidaria, Anthozoa, Scleractinia, Poritidae. The record is from the annotation of a GenBank genome assembly.
UGGCAAGCUGAUGCUGUCUAAACUUCCGGUUUUCGUAGUUGUCAAUAAACAGCGGUGGUUCAUGAAAUAUUUGGGGCGGUGCCAGUAAUCAAAAUAUCGCAUCUCAGCUCAGCCAACUUUUCGAGACGGAACGAAGAUGGCUAACACUCUGUUGUCCAAACUAGCACAGUUCAGAGAUCAAGAAGAAUUCAUCGAUGUGCGUUUACAAGUAAGCGACACCCUCUUUCCAGCUCAUCGUAUUGUACUCGCAGCAAAUAGCGACUAUUUUCAUGCCAUGUUUACGAAUGGAAUGAAGGAGUCGAAACAGGAAGUUAUUGAGCUGAAAGAACCGAGCAUUUCAUCUGAAGCUUUGCGUGUUCUGUUGAAUUCCAUCUACACUGGAGAACUCUGUGCUAACAAGGAAAACGUAUUUGAUGUACUCGCCGCCGCUAACCAUCUCCAGAUUACAAACAUUGUGCACCAAUGCUGUGAUUUCUUGAAUGUACAUUUCGUUCAAGAUAGGUUUGAUUUCCAACGUUAUUGUCAGUUGUCUGCAGUCGCCGAUAGACAUGGUUUGAAAGAAUUACAAGAAAAUUUACAGCAUAAGAUGGCUUCAAUUUAUAAGGAUGUCUGCGGCAGUGAAGCAUUCCUUUCCCAGAUUAACCCGGACCAAUUAUUGAGCCUUCUUGUUCGAGAUGACCUCAGCGCUCCAUCGGAGACAUUCGUCUUCAAAUCUGUGAUGCGUUGGAUAAAUCACCAUAAGGAGGAAAGGCUUCCAGUCGCUGCUAAAAUUAUUGAAGCGGUCCGUCUUGGCCUGGUGGAUGUUGGAGUGUUAAUUGAGGAGCUAAACACAGAGGAAAUCCAGAAAGUUCCAGAAAUACACAAAAUUUUGAUCGAUGCGUCUCUCUACUUCAAUGCGCCUUCUCAAAUGUCAAAGUUUGCAGAGAAAACAAAGCCACGAACUCCAGGCCAGGUAAGGAAAAGACUUUAUUUGUCUUCAUAUUUCCCUUGGUAAACGAAUCAAAGAUACGCAAAGGAUCAGAAAAUACAAAAGCACAAACUGAGUUUGAUUAUAUUGCACGUGAGAAAAAUUAAAUGCCAACUUUUCGCUCUCUGUAGCCUGCUCGGCCAGGCGUGGAGAGCGAGCAGUAGACCACGAGUAGUCCCCAUUUUUACUCAGGGAUAGUAGAGCGAGCGAAACGCUGCGGGGAGACAUUUUUCUCUUUCCCAGCCGCGUCUCGCAUAUCUCCCUUGGGAUGAUUUUCAGGGGCGCUCGCGUUUCGCUCGCUCUACUAUCCCUGAGGAGAAAUGGCGACCAUACAUAGUCUAUGUGAGCAGAGGCCCUUCGAUCUUUUUAUUUGAUAGGGCAGGGCCUUAAACUGAAGGGUCUCUGAUCGCAGGGUACGGCGCUAGGAACAUUUUGAUAUAAGCAACAGUGCCAACGGUGUUUUUUACAAAUAUCUUUGUGCUGUGAGCGCUUGAUAUUUUCAUGAUGCACAUAAAAAGGAAGUGAUUGUUGAUCGAAGUGUAUCUCUGUAAGCUUACCCUGCGUCCCAGACGUUUUUAAAAGGGAGGCAGGACGAAGAAAAAUGGGGAAGGAAAAAGAGAGCUUGGAUUUGCUGCUGUCCAUCCUUUCCCCGAGGUUUACCUUUCAACACUAAAUAAUACUAUUUUUGCCUUCGAAGUAUUUCAAGGUAAGCAGAUGGAGAAUAUCAUGAAAUAUUAAAGAUUCGCUUAAAGGUUUGUUGGCUAGAGCCAACCAAGGCUUACAUGAAUUCGUUUUGUAACAACCAUGAAUUUCUUAGCAGAUUACCAAAGUUUGCACGAGCGCUAAUCAAAUGAUUUACAUGCCAUUCCUUUUACCAAAGGACUUACUCUGUUUGACAACUAUUUCAAUAGCGUUACAGCGCGCCUGUGCAUUGCUGUUUAAUUAAUUUUUGACCAUCUCUUUGCACCUCGUAUAGGUUCUCGUAGCCAUAUUACCUAAAAGGUCCCAGGCCCAGUACUUUGAUGUGGAAACCAAACUCUGGAAGCCUUUACCUUCCAUGGCAGUUCUGCCUGGAGGAGAUCGUUGUGUUUGUACAGAGGUUGUUGGGAACAACUUGUACGUAGCUGUUAAUGACUGCGGAAGUAGCCAUGUUUACAGCUACAACAUUGACAAAAAUCUUUGGGAAAAGCUACCACGCCCCCUUGGUUCAAUAAACAGUUUGUGUAAGAUGAGUGACUUCUUGUAUGCAGUCAGUUCUGAUUGUAACACUUACCCGCAGAGGUAUAGCUUUGCUAAGCGCCAAUGGCAAAGUAUUAGUAGAGUAUGUUCAAUGGGCACGAAUCAAGAGAAUUUUGUCCGAGAACAGUAUCUGUUCGGUUUUUUUUUAGAUAAUGUUUGUUACAAUGGAGCAGCAGUGUUUGAUUCAAGGCUUAAUACAUUUUUUGAAUGCACUUACAGUAAAUUGGUUUACCAUUCCUACACUGGGAGACCAUUACCUCAUCCAGAAACAUGCACAGUUAAGCGAGCUGUGAGGCAGAGCUUUUCGGAGUCAAGCAAUUGGUGGAUCAUACUAAGAUCCAACGGAUUGAAUUCCUAUGGAUUUACCCCUUUUGUUGUAAACCAAAAACUUUACGCUGCGGGGGGAAGGGGAGCUGACAUCCCAGAUAGAGAACCUGCUCAUGUCUUUGUCUAUGACAAGAACAACGUCAAGUGGUCAGAUGUGAACCAAUAUCACAUUCCCCCAAACAACCUUGGGGCUGUUGAAAUAGAGGGUAAAGUGUAUUUCAUCAUUAACAAAUUUCUUGUCGACAGUGGUAUUAGAAUCCCAUCCACAGAGCUUUAUCCUGUUUGUUUGAGUGAUUGGGAGGGUCUUAGACACGUUAGCGCAAAUGCAGCCUUAUGUUAUCUUCCAUUGAAGGAGGGUAUGAAGGGCUGACAUCGCGAAAACGCAAAGCCGAGUAAUUUAUAGGCCAUCACUUAUAUACACAGUUGUAAUGAAAAAGCAUUUUUAAAUCAUUGCAAGUUGAAAAACCAGCUUAUCAUUAUUAUGGUAAAAAUAAGUUGGAAAAUGCACAACUACUACAGGCAAAAAAUAUCUCUGAAUGGCUCAGCAGAUAAGUAGAAUUUUAGACAAGAAAGAGAUGCAUCCACUGCCUAAUGCAGGAGACAGAGCAUCUGUUUUUAAGCCUCCUUUGACAGACAGCUCUUAUGUUUUGAAUAUUCUAACUCUUUGUUGAAGGGUUUAAAUCAGUAAAAUCAAACCGUUAUUCUUGCCCCCGUGGCUUUGAAAUACGCUACCUAUGAAUUUUAAGUUCCUUUAUUAUCAGAUUUUCUUGUAUCUUGUUUAUAACAAUCGGAACGAUAACAUGUAUUAACAGUUUACUGUAGCUAAGAAUGACUAUGCAUGAUUAUAUUCGUGGUACAUGCUUUUAGUAGGAGUGAUAUGGACAUCUAGUUUGUGAAUAAAUGAACAGUUCCCUAUGUUGGUGUGUAGUAUUUUAACCCCCUCCCUCGGUUCAACACCUUAGACAGUUUUCCUAUUUAUUUCAUAAGACUUUAUUCACCGUGACAUGGAAACAGGGCGAAAAGCAUUGCUUGUUGACAAUCCGUAGCCCGUAAAUUUCAACGUUUCACACGCAAAUUUGUGCAAAACUGCGAGGAUCAUUUCUUUUCAUAGCUUCAUACCCGCAGUUCAUAUUUUUUAACUUAUGUACGUCGCCUACGUGCAUUUAAAACUUAUUGAGUUGAUAAAAUUGAGUAAUUUCAUUUACUGCAUGCAAAGUAUCAAAAAUAGUGAACUUUUUUCUUCUGUUUGACUGCGCUUUACAGUAUAGAUUCAUUGCCAUUAGCAGAACAUCUUCUGUGUGAAUACUAGGAAUGGAUAAUCGAUGUCAUCGAGAAAAAACGGUGAAUUUCCCCCUCUCCCCCCCUUACAUUUUUUCCCUUUCCCCUCCCUUCUCGCCUCCUCGUAGCUCUAUACCCCAUCCGGCAUGGUGGAAAUAUAUUUUGUGCUGUCGCAGUGAGAAACCAAAAAAAAAGAUAGUUAAACGUCAAUUGGUAUUGAUUAUAGUUGAGCAUUGGUGCUUUCUUUGGGUGAUGGGAUUACGAAUUCACAAGCAAAUAAGAAAAGCGUUACGAGAGUCUGCUGGAAAUAAAUCUUUUCUUCUAGGUUUAAGCAAAGCAUACGAAGUAGUUUUAGAAUUUAUCCGUUUAACAGCUUAAAACUAGGAAAGUGUCGGCUUCACUUUUCAACUUGUAGUCCACCUCCACCCAUGCCUAGUCAAAAAUACUUUAUAACAGUACCAGCAACAGCGUGAAAGAACAAGUUUGGAUUUCUACUGAUGCAAACACUUCUGCUGAAUUUUAAAUAUAUAUUUACAGCACAAGAGAACAAAACACUGUCAUCUUUAUCGGUGAGGUUAAAUUUUGUUUCCAAAGUUAUUCCUCGAAUAAAAGCACUCGGUUACACUAGCAGAAAGGUUAAAAUCAAACUUAACAACAUCGCAAAAAGCCACUUAGAAGAAUCAAGGCGUUGCAUUCAAUAGGCAUAGACGAGCCACCCAAAUCUAUUAAGACCAUGGUUUGUGAUUUAAUAAACUAAUCGAGUGGAGAGUUCAUGAGCGGGGGAGCAACUGUGACUUGCGCAGGAGCAACCUUGACUUGCGCAGCCUCAGUUUUCAUUCUCUUCAUUUUUUCAGCUGGCUUGACUCCAGAGGAAACCGAGGUGUCUCGUCAGUCCUACGCUGGCCUGUUGUGGAGCAAGCAGUUCUAUCAUUACAUCAUUAAAGACUGGUUGACUGGUGACCCGGAGAUGCCGACCCCACCCCUUGAUAGGUUCAAUGGAAGGAACUCUGAAGCAGAGUGGAGACAGUUGUUUAACAGAGAUGUUGUAUCCAUGCCGGACAAGUGGGAGUAUCCCUGGGUAGAUUAAGUUCCCAUACUGUUAUUUCUUGCAAGUGUUGCAACGCCAGAAAGCGUGCUAUGCUUUUUUAGCUAAAAAUUUCUCUGUGGCAUCAUCUGCGCAGCGUCCUUAAAAUAUGUGAAAUAUUUCAGCUCUAAAAUGCGUUUUAGAAUCUUCAUCGUUUGUGCAAACGAAUAAAUGUCCAAAAUGGAAAAAAACCACCUUAUUUGAGUUGUCAAUGUAUUUAGCACUAAAUAGGGGCCACUCUUUUUACGUUUUCAUCUGGAGGCGGGACCGCCAUUUUACGUGGUCAUCUGAGCCACGCGAAGGCCUAGCCAUUUGCAGGGCAAAGUAAGUUAGUACCUUCAUUUCUCAGUUAUUUUAAGACCUUGAGUAUCGGUCCGGCCCCGGGAAUCGAACCCCAACCUCCCGCUUUGCAGUCUAGCGCUCUGCCGACUAAGCUAAUCCUGCCGCGGUUGGAAAAAAAACUUCAUCUUGUCAAUGGAAAAUGCAGUCUCCUGUUGAAAGCCAGAGACUGUCGUUGGAGAGGUGUAAUCAACUGUAAAGGUUUUGAUUCCAUUGGGAAGAUGUAUUUUUAGGCACGUCGAAACCCUAUCAUGCUUGUUUUUUUAUGCUUAAUGUUGCUUUCGAACCAAAGCGCACUUCUAAUCUCACUCCAACUCUUUCAGUACGCCACUUGGGACCUCGCUUUCCACAUGCUUCCCAUGAGCAAAAUAGACCCUCAGUUUGCAAAAGAUCAGUUAAUCCUAUUCCUUCGAGAGUGGUACAUGGCGCCAAAUGGCCAGAUGCCAGCUUAUGAGUUUGCCUUGGGUGAUGUGAACCCGCCUGUUCAUGCACUCGCAUGUCUUAUGGUCUACAAGAUGACGGGACGCAAAGGAGCACGGGAUGACGAAUUCCUGGCGCGCUGUUUUCAGAAACUGCUUAUUAAUUUCACUUGGUAAGGCAUAAAUGUCCAUUAUUAUUUAUUCAAAAUAUUUCUUCGUUGCUGAUUGACUAAAAACCCACGCGUUAUAUAUCAUAACCAGUUACUGCCGACCAAAUUUGGAAGAAUUUUGAGAUAUGUGAAAAAUGACGUCAAUUGUGCGGCUUAAUGGCCAGAAAACUGAACAGCUGGGGACGAGGUUGAGUUGUUUUGGUAGUGAGUACAAAAUGGCGGAAUAUUUAACUCGUUUCAUGAGGAAGAAAUGGACGAACUAUUGGCUAAAAACAUAACAGGAACAGGAGGAGAAGCGUGAAGAGGAAGUAAACCUUAUCAAGCUCUUGUGUUUCUUUUUCAUUUUCUUAGGUGGGUGAACCGGAAAGAUCCCUCUGGUAAGAACAUUUUUGGCGGGGGAUUUCUUGGUCUUGAUAACAUUGGUAAGGACACUUGCUCCAUCCUCUAGUCAAAUUGUGCUUAGACUUGAAUCGUACGUAACUUACUUAACUAGAUUUAUUAUUAAAGGUUGCUCUGUCUUUUUGUAGGAAUCUUUGAUCGGUCCAAGGAUUUGCCAAUCCACGCCUUGCUCUUACAGGUGCCAUUACUCAAUCUUUUUGUCAUCUUUCGGUAAUGUGACAUAUCCUACGUGUACUAAUUAAUCUGCUCUUUUUCUUUAAGGCUGAUGGUACAGCGUGGAUGGCGUUCUAUUGUGUGAUAAUGCUCAACAUCGCUUUAGAUCUCGCAAUGCAAGACGAUACCUACGAAGACAUGGCCUCUAAGUUCUUUGAGCACUUCACUCAAAUAUCAGAUGCUAUUAACCAAAUGUCUGACGGUGUGGGCUUGUGGGAUGAACAAGAUGGUUUUUACUACGACCAUCUUAGUACGGGCACUUGCUCUUUAGCAUUACGCGUACGCAGUAUGGUUGGCCUCGUUCCUCUUAUGGCUUGUCUUGUCCUUGAUGACGAGUACAUGAAAACACUUCCCGGAUUCAAGAAGCGGCUUGACUGGUUUAUGAAAAACAGGAAAGACUUAGCUUCUCAGGUUAGUGGCUCGAGUGUUAUGAAAAAAGUCCUGUAUUACAUGUUUACUGACAUAAAUAAGACCUUCAUGGAACUGUCGUUAGCGACCAUUUAAUGAAUCUAACAUGGAAAGCAUAAGUGUAUAAACUCACUACAUGUAUUUAGCAAAAACUAUAGAUGGCGACCCUCAGUACGAGUAGUUGAGUACGCUCGAGGAACCGUUUAAUUCGCCGCUUUCGCUCUCCAUAGUAACGUUUUCCAACGUAGCAGAAUAACCUGAGUGGUCCGCAGGUCAGGUCUAUGUUCUACGUUCUACUUUAACCACAUACGGAGUUGUAUCCCUCGGUUGUCCCGGACCAUACUUGUAAGUAGUAGGUAACUAGUUUUACCCCUACCAGGUGAAAUUCUAACUUGAGUUAUCGUUUCAGUAUAUUUGCUUGUUCCCUUUCCUCUUUGUGUUCUUUUUUUCUUCGUCUGUGUAUUGAUUCAUAGAUAAUAUUCCGUGGAAGGUUCCAAGCCAUGUCUGUUGGCAUGUGAUACAUAAAACAAAAACCGGAAGUCUAUUUUGAAUUACACAAAACAUGGCAGUCAACUGCUGUAAUUAAAAGUGUCACACAGCUUGGUCUCCGUGUUUUCCCGCCAUGCACCAGAAACUUAAAGUCCAAGCACAGUUCCUUCCCAACUGAUUUUCCCGCCAUUUUGUAGGUAUCGUACAUGGAAUCACAUGGCGAAAGCGAGUACCAUCAUUUACUGGCCAUUCCCACCAAAGACCAACUCGUCCGCGUGCUCAGUUAUAUGUUAGACGAAGAGGAAUUUCUGUCACCAUACGGCAUUCGUUCUCUGUCCAAGUUUCACGAGAAGAAUCCAUAUAAACUGGAGCUGAAUGGCGAAGUUUACAGUGUGCACUAUGUCCCAGGGGAGUCGGACACGUACAUGUUUGGCGGGAACAGCAACUGGCGUGGACCUAUCUGGGUUUGCAGUAAGUACCGACUGUAGUAUAAACCACCAAGUUUAAAGAAUUUUGUAGUGUUUGUACCGAAAGUUGCGCUCAUUCGUUGAAUGACAUUAGACGGACUGUGGCCUUGGAAACAAGAUCUCCAGAAGAAGCGAAUUUCGGCGCAAUAUGCGCCAACUGGUUGACGACCUUCGAACUAGUUAAAAAAGCACGUUUAUAUUGUUAUCAAUAAAGGUACACGUUUAUUAAUCGCAGCAGGGUUUAAUAAUAGUCAGUUUUUGUACAGCAAGUCUGCAGAGAGGCUGCAGGGCGGGAUAUCGCGCAUGGGUUCCAUUCUUCGCUUGGAAAAAUGCCCAGGGCCUUAAAAUCACCAAGGAAGAAGAUACCGCCUUUGAGACAUAUUGAUGACUAUUCGGGAGUGGUACUUGCUUAUUCUGGCAGCGCCAGGGGAAGUAGCAAUACUCCUAGGCUUGCUUCAUGCUACGGAAACCGGUAUAAGCUCCGGCCGUGUGGGCCUUUGGCUCGUGUGCGCCUUUACCUACCUUUGUUCCGGUCAAGUCGCUACAACUUAUCACCUUUCUCCAGCUUACAGCAUUACGUAAUCUAAUGGUCACUGAAUGAUGUGUUUGUUCUAUUUUCAGUGAACUACCUCCUCAUAGAGGCCCUACAACGCUACGACUAUUUCUUUGGUGACAAAUUGAUGAUCGAGUGCCCCACCCGGUCGGGAAAUCGCAUGCGCUUGCGUGAUGUUGCUCUUGAACUGAGCAGGCGCGUGGUGUCUUUGUUUCUGCCCAAUGAGAAUGGACGAAGGCCAUGCCACGGAGAUGAUGAGAGAUACGCCAAUGAUCCACACUGGAGCGAUCUGGUGUUGUUCUACGAGUACUUCCAUCCAGAAACAGGACGAGGGUGUGGUGCUAGGUAAGUAAUAAGGUUCCAAGCGUUUUAUGUUGUCUUACUAACCUCUUUUACCACAGAAAAAUUCAUUCACCGACUUUUCAAUAAUAACUACCACAUUGAACAAAAGGUCAGGUGUAUGGUCAGAUACAUGGUACCCCGAAAAAAUCGAUACCCUCAAUAGAUGUCAUUAUCAUGGUCUGCGAGUGUCACACUUCAAAUUCUCAUCCAUACUUUAGUACAAUUUAGAAUGACAUUAUUUGAUUUAACCUGAAUGUUGGGCGUGUUUAUUGUUACAUGGAACACGCACCAGCCAUAUGGCAUAACUACGCACCUUACUCCCCUCAUUCACCGUGCCAUGAAGUGGAGUGGGGGAGGGGUGGCGGUAUGUACACCAUUUAAUAACAAUGUUCACCUAAUUGUAUUUUCUUUCUUUCUCAUCAGUCACCAGACAGGAUGGACUGCCCUAGUCUGUCGUCUACUAGAAAAACUCGCCAAGAAUCGCUAACAAUGUACCAAUUGGGUUACUGAUCCCAUGAAGUUACAUCAUAGUUAACAAACUUACGCACUGACUUUACGUACUUUCCUUGAACGUACGGUGUUUAUACAUGUUAUAUAUUUAACUAAUCAUUAAUAGAUUUGUAAACAAACAAACAAACCAAAACAACGGUGGGGUUAUCGGUGAACGUUUGCGGUAGCCUGCGUAGCAUGACGGUUUGGGUUGGGCGCAAAGUAACAAAGGCGGGCGAGGGCAGAGAAACCGCGACGUCAUAGAUUUUUCACUGUUCCCCUCAGAGACUUCUGGCGCGAAUCAGUUUGUUCAUCGUUAGAAAUCAUUUGACUUCGAGGUAGCCGAUUAACGAGACCGCAAGAUGAAAGAACAAAUUCUAGCUGUUCAUCCAUUUCAGUGGAAUUCCUCCAUCCAAUGAUUUCUAAAAGUGUAUACACGCGCGGUUUUGUAUAUUUAACAUGUUGCAGUUAACAUGUGCAGCCCACUGUCACUUGGUGUUAUGUUUUUUUCGUUUAAAGAAGCGUGCAUAUAUCUUUUCCACGUGGAAUAUAUUUACGUAAAUUUAAGGGUUAAAAUAUUUUCAGGGUUUUCUAUGAGUCAUCUUAGGGUGUAAUAUUUUCUCCUGGUUUUCGCAGGUUUUUAUAAAAAGGUAUUUAUUUCCAAACAAACAAGUAGCUUCAGAUUCGCGUCGUAAACCGCGCAUUUUGUGGAGGAUUUUCAUUCACCUCUUGCAAAUUUUAAUUGUUUUAACGUAAGCUUUAUAAACUGAAGGUUAGACCCGAGAUAAUCUUUGAACCUAUUAAUUUGCACUGGCUAGUUACAAAGCUUGAUAAAUCAUGUUUGGUAAACAGAAAUGUUUACUAUGAUUAGCUUCUUCAGGUUUAUUUUAAAGUUUAUUUGUACAUAUUAAACGAGAAUAAAUUUGUGUUCAGUGUAACGUCUCCACUGCAUUCCUUACUUUAGACAGAAC